Molecule: messenger RNA, 1812 nt
Organism: Gadus morhua (Atlantic cod)
Lineage: Eukaryota; Metazoa; Chordata; Actinopteri; Gadiformes; Gadidae
Gene: oxa1l
Product: OXA1L mitochondrial inner membrane protein
Exons: 11
Coding region: 36-1586 (516 amino acids)
Biological process (GO): protein insertion into mitochondrial inner membrane from matrix
Cellular component (GO): mitochondrial inner membrane
Molecular function (GO): membrane insertase activity
Source: RefSeq, a predicted model, not a curated record
UGCUUUCCGUAGCUCGACUAUGACGUCUCCUGAAGAUGGCGGCCCUCGGUAGCAGCGGGGUGACUCCGGGCCGCUUGGCGCGACGCCUCCUCAGACAUACUCAGGGUACACUAUGCCCGGGGAGCGGGGGUCGACCGGCAGAGUUCCUUAUCCAGGCGUUCGGACAGAGAUGUCGUCUCCACUCGGCAGUGGCGUGCUCGAGUCCCACUGCCAGGGUCCUCCUCGGCAGACGUACCAACGGAAGGUUUCUAUUGGUCAAUGCUGUGGCGGUGAGGCACAACAGCACACAGUUUCCCCGUGAAACGUAUUCCAUGGACGACAUUCCCGCGAAGGAAGCUCCGUACACGGCAGCAGAGCUGGCGACCGCGCCAGUGCUGUCCGACCCCACCCCGGUCCUCACAGAGUCCCUCCCCCAACAGAUCUCGGUCUCGCCGGUAACCACGGCCAUCCCCGCGGCCCCGCCCUCUCUGGAGGCCACGCCCACUCUGGACGCCUCUCCAAUCGGAGCGCUGGCCGACCCGACCCUCCUGCUCCCCCCGCCGCUGGGCGAGCAGCUGCUGGGGGAGGCCCUGCCCACGGCGGCGGAGGUCCUCCAGCUGGCGGAGCCCACCCUGGUGGAGCUGGGCCUGGCCGGACACACCCCGGUGGGCCUCAUCCAGAGCCUGCUGGAGUUCAUGCACAUGGACCUGGGCAUGCCCUGGUGGGGCGCCAUCGUCGCAGGCACGGUGCUGGCCCGUCUGGCCGUGUUCCCGGUCAUCGUGAAGGGGCAGCGCGAGGCGGCCAAGCUUAACAACGUGAUGCCGGAGAUGACCAAGCUGACCAGCCGCAUGACGGAGGCCAAGCAGGGCGGCAACAAGUUUGAGUUCUCCAAGGCCUACACGGACCUGACUCUGUUCCAGAAGAAGCACGACGUGAACCCUCUGAGGGGCUUCCUUGUGCCGCUGGUCCAGGCCCCCGUCUUCAUCUCCUUCUUCAUCGCGCUGAGGAAGAUGGCCUACCUGCCGGUGCCCAGCCUGCAGACGGGAGGCGCCCUGUGGUUCCCCGACCUCACCAUGGCCGACCCCUUCUACCUGCUGCCCAUCGCCGUCACCGGCACCAUGUUCUUCAUCCUGGAGCUGGGCGCCGAGUCGGGCAUCGAUAACCCCAACAUGAAGGCCAUGAAGACGGUGUUCCGGAUCAUGCCCUUCGUCAUCCUGCCCCUAACAAUCAACUUCCCCACGGCGGUCUUCACCUACUGGCUGACCUCCAACAGCUUCUCGCUGUGCCAGGUGGCCCUGCUCCGCCACCCCUGGGUGCGGGAGAAGCUCUCCAUCCCCCAGAAGAUCGUCCACCCCGCCUCCGCCCUGCCCGCCAACGACGGCUUCGUGGAGAGCCUGAAGAAGGGCUGGAAGAACGCCCAGCUAGGGCAGCAGCUGGAGGAGAGAGAGAGGAGGAUCAAGAAUCACCUGGAGCUGGCCGCCAAAGGUCCAUUGAGGCAGACUUUUACCCACAAUCCUCUCCAGCAGGAAGCAGCGCCGGCCAAUAAUAAGCCUGUGUCCCAGACAGGCAGGGACAAGGCCCGCCCAUGGAAGGAGACCAUUGGCUAGAUGGGAAUGAUUGGCGGCUGGAGCCCAGCGAAUCGUGUGUAAAUAUGGACGCAAUAAUGGGAGCGGAGUGAAGAGUUGUCUGUGUGUUAUUAUCCAGAGUAAAGUCGUACAAUAUUUACUGGACUGUGUUGUGAAUUUGUGAAGCUGCAACGGGUUUUGGAAAUGGAAAGGACUCAGAUUAUGAUCACUGGUAAUUUUAUUAUAAAUAAACGCUUUUAAAGUUGAA